UGUCAUGCCACCACACCCUUUCAUUACAUGAACAAUAAUGCACUAAUAAUAAGUGAAUGUAUGUACCUAUUGUGCACAAAAGACAUUCUAAGCCUAACUUCAAGACAUACCCCCUCUCUCUCUCUCUCUCCACUGCUUCCUGAUCGCCUUAUCCCUCCCUUGGUUUGGUAACAUCCAUUGAACCCAAAAUUUAAAAGUAAGAGACUUUUAGACACUUGCAGAUCUUAGGAUUUGUCUUCAUCAUAAUCUUUGAGUUAUGGACAGCCAUCAUCACCAAAAGACCAGAGAGAAAGUAGCAAACAAUCAGAAAGAAGAUAGGAAGUCAAAACAAGAAGGAAAAGAAGGCCUAGCAGUAGCACCAAAGCCACCUUCAGCAUCCUCCUCUCCAUCUCAUGAAUUCAGUUUCACAAUCUCUCUUCACUCUUCCUCAACAACAACAGUCCCUGGUAAAAGCAAUGCACCACCUUCAUUUGCAGUUGAUUUAACUCCUGCAGAUGACAUUUUCUUCCAUGGUCACUUGCUUCCCCUCCACCUCCUUUCUCACCUUCCUGUCUCUCCUCGCUCCUCUACCAACUCUUUGGACAGCUUCACCAUCCCAAUCACCGACUUAUUAGAUGAGCAGCAAACACCCAAUACAGAUAGCACCAACAACAACUGCAGCACCGGUAAUAACAAGAGCAACCACCUUCAAAGCAGCAAUAUUAGUGACAUAAAGGCAAGAAACAAGUCCAAGUCUUUCUCAUUAUUUGGCUUUAAAAGAUGGCGAAAAGAGUGUGAGAAUAGAGAGAAGGAAGAUGAUAAGGAGAAGCACAAGAGGAGUAAGCUGAGGUUUGAUGUGAGUCAUCUACUAAAGAGGUAUGUGAGACUGGUCAGGCCUCUAUGGUUCUUCAGAAGGAGAGGAGAGAAUAUCCAAUUACGCCGGCAACCUUAUUCGUUUUCAGGUAAUUUAACUAUGAAAAGUAAGCAAGAGUUGAGAGGAAGAAGAGGAGAAUUCUCAGCACCAGCCUCAAUGAGGACAUCUCCAACAAAUAGUGGCCUUCUUCUAGCUUCUGCAACUCUUCCUUCUUCUACUAGUGACAGCACUAUGGAAGAGUUACAGGCUGCAAUUCAAGCUGCAAUUGCUCAUUGCAAGAAUUCAAUUGCAAAAGAAGAGAAAAUCACAUGUUAAGACAGUUAGACAGAUGAAGUGAAAUUUUUUCUUAUAAGUUUUAUUAUUAAUUUGCAUUUUUUUUUGUAUUCCUAUGUAGAAAAUGGUAUAUAAUAGAAGUAUAUAUGAGAUUAGUUUGAAAAUGAUUUAAACAGUUUAAAAGAUUAUAUA
Molecule: messenger RNA, 1318 nt
Organism: Quercus lobata
Lineage: Eukaryota; Viridiplantae; Streptophyta; Magnoliopsida; Fagales; Fagaceae
Gene: BKI1
Product: BRI1 kinase inhibitor 1
Exons: 1
Coding region: 257-1168 (303 amino acids)
Cellular component (GO): plasma membrane
Molecular function (GO): kinase inhibitor activity
Source: RefSeq, a predicted model, not a curated record